Messenger RNA from Opisthorchis viverrini, 2021 nucleotides. RefSeq lists its product as hypothetical. The transcript is spliced from 7 exons. Gene Ontology annotation, biological process: proteasome-mediated ubiquitin-dependent protein catabolic process. Gene Ontology annotation, cellular component: nucleus. The record is from RefSeq and is a predicted model, not a curated record. Lineage: Eukaryota; Metazoa; Platyhelminthes; Trematoda; Opisthorchiida; Opisthorchiidae. Gene Ontology annotation, molecular function: ubiquitin binding. Bases 1 to 1452 code for a protein of 483 amino acids.
AUGUUGCUCUGCUCUUCAGAUGCCAGUCGUUUCGCUCGCUCUGUGACAGGCACAACAACAUCAACACUGUACCGAGCACGUCGACGCGCAUUUGUGGCCGACGACUCAGAUGAUGAUAGCCAAGAUGUCUCCCCAAUUCCCGCUGCCUCUGCUGUGUCGGUCCUCUCAAGUAACGACGAACAAGACACUUUCAGAGUGCAUCACUGCAACUCUUCAUCCACCAUUCCAGCCAAGUCAUCAGCACAAGAAAGAAACCAGUGGCUGCUUGUCAGCCUUCACGACGAGAGCUGCUUCGACUGUCAUCUGAUGAAUCGCGAUGUCUGGAAAGAUCCCCGUGUUUAUCAGACGGUGAAGAAAAGUUUCACUUUUCUUCAGAUUCCUGUCGACAGUCCAGAGGGCUUUCGAUUUCGCAGCCGAUACUCCUACGUCACGUCUGCAUCUCAUAUUGCUGUACUGGAUCCAACCACGGGCGAACAAAAAGUGAUGUGGAUGCACCUAAAAGACCCGAAUACUGUAAACGAAGUGUUGACUGAAUUCCUACGGCACAACAAAACCCCAAUUCCAUCUGGUUCAUCAGUAUCGGGGAUCCGUAGACCUGCGGAAACGGAUGCCGAUCCUUGCAUCACAACCUUGUAUCCCCUCAAGCGACCACGCACGGAACAGUCUGUUGGCGAUAAUUCUGGUCUGUUGUCGCGCGUAGCUGCUGUAUCUAUUGACGACAAAGGCAGCAAUUCUUCCGCGAGCUCCCAACCCAGCUGUUCGCGAUCCAGUCCUCUGAGCCGGAGAGAUGCCACGAACAACCCACUCGAUUUGACUGAGGAAGAACAACUUCAGUUGGCUAUUGAAGCGUCCAAGAUGGAAACAACUGUCUCUUCUCGUUUGCCCAGUUCGAAAUCCCGGAGGAAAUGCUCAGACAUGGACAGGAGUGCUCCAUGGGCUGCUUCCGGCGCAGAUGAUGAGCUGAUUGUCCUCACGGAUGACGAAACCGACUCGUCAGUAGACGAGGAUGGCCGUGAUCCCGAAUGUUUUAUAUAUGACCCCGACACAUCCCGGACAGCUUCUAUGUCGACCACUGCGAUGAUAAGUGGAAGGCGUCCUCUUCAUCCUACCACUGGAAGUUGUCCCGUCCCCAGCACUGUCAGCAUGUCGACAGCCUCUCUUGCACCAAAGCCUUCGACCUCCCACCCACCUCUGCCGGUUCCAGGACUGAAUGAGGAUGUCAUGGAGCUGGUUGUAAGGUUACCCUCUGGAGAACGAGAGGUCCUCCGGUUAUCUCCCAAUUUGCAGCUUCAAGCUCUCCGAGGACAUUUCAACUCACGUGGUUUCCCUCCAUCCCGAUACGAAUUCGUCCGACUCUACCCACGCACCAGUCUUUCCACCUUACCCGACACAACUCGACUUGGCGAAGCCGGUCUUUCCAAAAAGGACACAGUGUUCUUACAAGAAAUAUAGAUAAGCACGUGCAAUUUCUUCACUAUAAUGCAACUGUUCCGUCCCGGAUGGUUUUGCCAGUGCUAAAACUAUUCCUGACGGGUGAUUCCAAUUAUGCCAGGUAUUUGUGCCAUGCAUGAUGAUAUUAUCCAUCCUCCGGAUUGUACAGAUUUAGUCCUCACCCUCCUCAAGAUCUCCCUUGUUGGUGAUCUGGAUAUUUCCACGUCUCGGCUUUGUUUUCCUCUCACCUAGGAUUGAGUGAUCUGUCCCGCUCAUCUAUCUUCAGACACCCUAUACACCCACUUCAGUUGGCCAAUAAAAUGUGACUUGUGAAGACUCUGACUUCUCUGUUACUACCUUGAUAACUGUUUUUUUCUGUCCCGGUUGCAUACUUUGUUUUUUCAGCUCGCUGUCCCCGCCGGUUUUGACUAGCAUCUGAGAUGUCCGUUCCAAGCAUCUUAAUUUUGAGAUAUCUUUAUGGUUCGAUCGAUGUUUUGUGAUUCUCCCUGGGAACUACUCUGUUUACUACGAAGAGUGUGGUCCUGUAGCUAGGGGAGGGUAUUGGUAACUUAUGCUUAGUUAAUGAUCGA